GUUUAUUUAUCUACUAGGGUAAGUACCGGAGUAACUCGAGUGAAAAUUAAACGCAUAGAGUACGCACUCGAGUGACGUCAUCGACUAACUCUCUUCAACCCACCGCUGGACCACGAUCCCUCGAGUUCCAAGAUGGCGUCCGAAGAAGAAAACAUGAUUAUGGUACAAUUGACUAAUCCUGAAGGGGAUAUAGAAAGCUGCAGGAUGUCAAAAGAAUUAGUGCAGAUGCUGAAACACCCUGAAUGUGAUGCUACUGUAAAGCAGCAGGUAUUAGAGGCGGUUUUUGAAGGGAAAAACAACAUACCAGAUGAGAAAAUACCAGAGGCGAAAAUAUCAGAUGAGAAUGAAUGUAGUGCUGCAAGUGGUGCAAGUUGUAAUAGUAGUAGUAUUGGAAAGGUUCACAACUGGACACAGUCGGAAGAAGUUCUGUUGAUUACUUUGAGAAGUGAUAUAGAGUCGAAAUUUGUUGGUGCCAAGGCUCAUGAAACACUAUGGAAUGAAAUUCAAAAGAAAAUGGAAAAACAAGGGGUAAAAAUUUCUGUUGCUCAAAUAAUAAACAAAUGGAAAAAUAUGAAAAAACGUUACAAGGAGGUUAUUGACGCAAACAAUAAAACUGGAAACAAUGCUGUUAGUUGGAAGCACUAUGACAAGUUUAAUGAAUUGUAUGGGAACAAAGCUUCCACAAAACUGCAAGCAUCUUAUGAUUCAGGUUUUCAAGGAGCAUCAGCUCAAUUACAUGCUAAAUCUAACGAGGGAGGAAACAAUAUUGCUAAACCAUCCUGUUCUGGAAAAAAUUCUGUUGGAAAGUCUGCCAAAAAAAGAAAACGGGGUGAUCUGUAUGACAUUAUUGAAAAAAUUAAUGAUAAUGCACAGGAUUCAUUAAUGUAAAUAAAGAAUCAUAAUGAGAAACAGCUUCAAAAACUUGAUAGAUUUCUGGAUCUCUAUGAAAAGUCAAUUUCUGGUAAAGGUAAAAAUGAUGAGACUGAUUAGGACAGAAAUAAAUUGAAUUAUUUUGACAUUGAGGGUUCUCAUCUUAUUUUUCCUGUCGAAAGCAA
This is a messenger RNA of Mytilus trossulus (common blue mussel), 1055 nucleotides long. RefSeq lists its product as uncharacterized. Bases 133 to 888 code for a protein of 251 amino acids. The record is from RefSeq and is a predicted model, not a curated record. The transcript has 4 exons. Lineage: Eukaryota; Metazoa; Mollusca; Bivalvia; Mytilida; Mytilidae.